Messenger RNA from Racocetra persica, 255 nucleotides. The record is from the annotation of a GenBank genome assembly. Lineage: Eukaryota; Fungi; Glomeromycota; Glomeromycetes; Diversisporales; Gigasporaceae.
CGAAAAAAGUCUAGGUGUUGAGGAGAAAAAGAGAGGCAAAUUUUCUUUUCCGCCGGAAGAAGAAUUAAGAAAACUUUUAAAAAGAGUGGAGCAGCCUAAUUAUCGUCGCGUGAAUAUUGGCUUGCGACCUAAUGCUACGCCCACUGAAAAAGCCAAAUAUAAACUCUGUAAAGAUAUUUUGCGUUAUAAGCAAGAAAACCAACUUAAAACCGAAGAUGUUGCUCAACAUUUAGGAAUAAGUAUCGCCGAGGCGGA